GGCAGGCAGGGGGGCCAGGCUGGGGACGCGCAGAACGGGAUCCUCACGAGCAGGUCGCGGGCCGCGGCGGACACCCUCGGCUCCGCAUGGCCGGGAUGGCCGCCUCCGGGUUGCGGCUGGAGUCGCCGCGGGACAGAGUGGCGCGGAGUUCGGGGCUGUCGCCGGCAGCUUUCCCCGCGGCCCCGCGCGGUGGUCCGGCCUGCGCGCUUCCCGGUUGGGGCGGUUCGGCCCUCCGGAGUCGGUUCGCGAGCUGUCAGCGCCAGCGCCAGCGCUGCGGGGCGCGGGGUGGGCGCGGCCGAGCGGGUUCCGGAGCCGGUCCCCAGCCCGGCCCGCGACCCCAGGCUCUGCAGCUGCCCGCUCGGGCCUCCUGGGCCCCACACUUCCCGCCGCGCCCCUCGCUUUCGGCCCUCCCUCGCUCGCCAGCGGGUCGGUCGGGCACCCGAGACCCCGCGGGGCCGAGGCUGGUGACCCGCGGGCGACCAGGCCCCGGGCCGCGGCCACCUCGC
Nannospalax galili (Upper Galilee mountains blind mole rat) is the source of this 506-nucleotide messenger RNA. RefSeq names its product translation initiation factor IF-2-like. The transcript has a single exon. The record is from RefSeq and is a predicted model, not a curated record. The annotation marks the transcript as partial. Lineage: Eukaryota; Metazoa; Chordata; Mammalia; Rodentia; Spalacidae.